This is a messenger RNA of Marmota flaviventris (yellow-bellied marmot), 3279 nucleotides long. RefSeq names its product NLR family pyrin domain containing 14 (gene Nlrp14). Gene Ontology annotation, molecular function: protein binding. The record is from RefSeq and is a predicted model, not a curated record. NCBI's taxonomy places the organism in Eukaryota, Metazoa, Chordata, Mammalia, Rodentia, Sciuridae. Gene Ontology annotation, biological process: regulation of inflammatory response. Gene Ontology annotation, cellular component: cytoplasm.
AUGGCAGAUUCAUCGUCAUCGUUUUCCUUCUUUUCUGAUUUUGGGCUCCUAUUGUAUUUGGAGGAACUAAACAAAGAGGAAUUAAGUAAAUUCAAGUUGUUCCUAAAGGAGACCACAGAACCCCAGCCCUGUCCGAUACCCUGGACUGCUGUGAAGAAAGCUAAGCGGGAGGAACUUGCUAACCUGAUUAACAAACACUAUCCAGGAGGGCAGGCCUGGGAUGUGACUCUCAAAAUCUUUGGCAAGAUGAACUUGAAGGAUCUGUGUCAGAGAGCAAAAGCAGAGAUCAACUGGACAGCCCAGAAAAUGGGACCACAGGAUGCUGAGGCUGGAGAGGCACCAAUUCAGGAGGUGGUGCUGGGUGGUGGAACAGAAUACAAAAUUCAAAUAAAGGAAAAAUUUUUUGACAUAUUGGUUAGGAACUCCUUGCCGGGAGAACCUACAGAUUUCCAUCAUGGAAUUAUUCAGGAAGAGAGAAACCUAUUGGAGCAUUUGUUUGAUGUGGAUGUCAAAAGUGGUGAUCAGCCACAGACAGUGGUGCUCUGGGGAGUUGCUGGAGUUGGGAAAACAACAUUGAUGAGAAGGGCGAUGUUAGAAUGGGCAGAGGGCAAUCUCUAUCAACAGAAGUUUGCCUAUGUUUUUUAUCUCAAUGGGCGAGAAAUUAGCCAGCUGAAAGAGAGAAGCUUUGCUCAAUUGAUAUCAGAGGACUGGCCUAGCAAUGAAAUCCCCAUUGAAAGUAUCCUGUCCCAGCCAAGUAGUCUUCUUUUUAUUGUUGAUAGUUUUGACGAACUGAACUUUGCCUUUGAGGAACCUGAGUUUGCACUUUGUAAAGACUGGACCCAAGUACACCCUGUGUCCUUCCUCAUGAGUAGUUUGCUGAGGAAAGUGAUGCUCUCUGAAUCAUUCUUGUUGGUGACAUCAAGAUUCACAGCUUCUAAGAGACUGGCAUCCUUGUUGAAGGACCACUGUUAUGCAGUGCUACUAGGAAUGUCUGAGGAUUCAAGAAGGGAUUAUAUUUACCAGUUUUUUGAAGAUGAGACAUGGGCCAUGAAAGCAUUCAGUUCAUUAAGAGACAAUGAGAUGCUUUUUGACAUGUGCCAAGUUCCCCUACUGUGCUGGAUCAUCUGUACUUGCCUGAAGCAGCAAAUGGUGAGGGGCAGCGAUGUCACGGUGAUCUGCCAAACAACCACAGCUCUGUUUAUGUGCUGUAUCUCCAGCCUGUUUGCACCAGUAAAUGGACACUCUCCUAAACUGCCCAAUGAAGCUCAGCUAAGGAGCCUGUGCCACUUGGCUGUCAGAGGAGUAUGGACCAUGACACAUGUGCUCUACAAAGACAAUCUCAGGAAACAUGGGUUAACCAGAUCUGACCUCUCAAUUUUUCUGGACGCGAAUAUUCUUCAAAAGGACACAGAGUAUGAUAAUUGCUAUGUGUUCACUCACCUACAUUUUCAGGAGUUUUUUGCAGCUAUGUUCUAUAUGUUGGAAGUCAGUUGGGAACACAGAGACCAUUUCUUCCAGUCUUUGGAGGACUUGAAGCUAUUACUUGAAAGUGAAAGUUGUCAAAACCCCCAUUUGAGGCAAAUGAAAUGGUUUCUGUUUGGCCUUUUGAAUGAAGAUAGAGUGAAACAAUUGGAGGACACUUUUAAUUGUAAAAUAUCCCUGGAGUUAAAAUCAGAGUUACUUCAGUGGAUGGAAGUAUUUGGAAAAAGUGACACUUCUUCAUCACAGCUGGAACUUCUGGACUUGUUUUUCUGUCUCUAUGAGACUCAAGAUGAAGCAUUUGUAAUCCAGGCAAUGAGCUAUUUUCCAAAGGUUAAAAUUGAGAUUUGCAAGGAAGCCCAUUUGCUUGUGUCUUCAUUCUGCCUUCAGUACUGCCAAUGUUUGGAGACCAUUAAACUGUCUGUGACUAUGAUAUUUGAAAAGCCGUUAAACUCAGGCCCUGUAGCUGACACUUGGGACAAUGAUCGUAUUAUCCGUUGCUGGAAAAAUCUCUGUUCUGUGUUUCACACAAAUGAAAACUUGAGAGAAUUGGAACUGUAUCAUAGUAACCUUGAUGAAUUAGCAAUGAAGACUUUCUGUCAAGAACUGAGGCACACAAAUUGUAAACUACAAAAACUACUGUUGAGAUCUGUCGCCUUCCCUGAUGAUUGUCAGGGUAUAUCUAGUUUGUUGACUCACAACCAGAAUCUGAUGCAUCUUGACCUGAAAGGGAGUAAAAUAGGGAAUAAUGGAGUAAAGUCAUUAUGUGAAGCCUUGAAACACCCAGAGUGUAAACUACAGAAUUUGAGGUUGGAAUCCUGUGAAUUAACUGCAGUUUGUUGUCUAAAUAUAUCCAAGGCUCUCAUCAAAAGCCAGAGCCUGAUAUUUCUGAAUCUGUCGGCCAAUAAUCUGUUGGAUGAUGGCGUGAAGUUGUUAUGUGAGGCCUUACAACAUCCAAAAUGUUGCCUAGAGAGACUGUCCUUAGAAAGUUGUGGCCUCACAGAAGUUGGUUGUGAGGAUCUUUCAUUGGCUCUCCUCAGCAAUAAGACACUGACACAUUUAUGCCUGGCAGACAAUGUUUUGGGAGAUGAUGGAGUAAAGCUUGUAAGUGAUGCCUUGAAAAACCCACAGUGUACUCUACAGAGCCUUGUGCUGAGGUGCUGCCAUUUCACUUCACUGAGCAGUGAAUAUCUCUCAACUUCUCUUGUGCACAAUAAGAGCCUCAAGCAUCUGGACCUGGGUUCAAACUAUCUUCAAGAUGAUGGAGUAAAGCUUCUGUGUGAUGUCUUCCGGCAGCCAAGCUGUAAUCUUCAGGAUUUGGAAUUAAUGGGUUGUGUUCUCACUAAUGCAUGUUGUUUGGAUCUGGCUUCAGUUAUUUUAAACAACCCAAACCUGCACAGCCUAGACCUUGGGAAUAAUGAACUGAAGGAUGAUGGGAUGAAAAUUCUAUGUGAUGCUUUAAGACAUCCAAAUAGUAACAUUCAGAAGCUUGGGUUGGAAUACUGUAGUUUGACCUCUCUCUGUUGUCAGGAUCUUUCUUCUACUCUUCUCAGCAACCAAAGACUGAUAAACAUGAACCUGACACAGAAUGCCUUAGGGAGUGAAGGAAUUGGGAAGUUAUGUGAAGCCUUGAAGUCUCAGGAAUGUAAACUACAAAUUCUAGGGUUGUGCAAAGAGGCAUUUGAUGAGGAAGCCCAGAAGCUUCUAGAAGAGGUUGAAGUAAGCAAUCCACAUUUAGUCAUUAAGCCCUAUUGUAAUGAUUAUGGUGAAGAAGAUGGGUCCUGGUGGUGGUGUUCCUGA